Molecule: messenger RNA, 1641 nt
Organism: Apis cerana (Asiatic honeybee)
Lineage: Eukaryota; Metazoa; Arthropoda; Insecta; Hymenoptera; Apidae
Product: asparagine-rich protein
Source: RefSeq, a predicted model, not a curated record
ACCAACAUUAGAAUUAAAGUUGAUAUUUAUAAUCUUUAUUCAUGUGAUCAUGAUUCAUUUUAAAUUAUUAAAAGGGAAAUACCCGUUAUUUCAUCAAAAAAUACUGUAGUAUGUAUAUAAGAACAAGUCAUUUCUGAUCAUUCCUGAACAAAUCAUUAAUUUGUAUAAAUAUAAUUUGUAUAAUAAAAUAUAAAUCACUUUUAUUGGUACAUUUUUUAUUUUUAAUAAGAAUUUAAUCAGCUUAUUUUAGAUAUACAUUGUUAGAAUAUAAACCUGAUGACAAAAUGAAUACAUAUGUAAAACCUCCUGAUCCUUUAUCUGAUAAUGGAGAUAUUACUCAAAAUUGGAAGCAAUGGAAGAAAGAUUUUAUGAUAUUUAUGAAUGUAAGUAAUUCGAUGGAUAAACCAAAAGAACAACAAGCUUAUCUUUUAAGAAGUUGUAUAGGAAAAAUUGGUCAAAAUGCUAUAGAAAAAGUUGUUUCAACCAAUUUGAAAGAAAAAGAUGAUAUGAAUAUAUUAUUAGCAAAACUUGAUAAAUAUUUUUGUCCUUCUAAAAAUGAAGUUAUUGAAAGAUAUAACUUCUUUAAUUCAAGAAAAAAAAAAGAUGAAUCUAUUGAAACUUAUAUCACUCAAUUGAAAAUUAAAGCAAAAACUUGUAACUUUGGAAAACUGACAGACAGUUUAAUUAGAGAUAAAAUAAUUAUGGAAAUUAAUGAUAAACAUCUGAAAACAAAAAUUUUUAAUACAGAAAAUCUCAAUUUAUUAAUAUUAAUACAAAUUUUUAAUGAGCAUCAAAAUUUACAAAAAAAAAAAGAAGAAAACAAGAAAAAAAAUGAUAUAAAAAGUGAUAAUGCAUCUUUUAAAAAUACACCUAAUGUUGUUAAAAAUAUUGAUGAAAAGACUAAUAGUUCAAAUAAUAAUGAAAAAUCAAUAAACAUGCAAAAUAAAAGAAAUUGUAGAAAAUGUAAUCGAAGACAUCCUAUAAAAGCUUGUCCUGCUUGGGGUUUGAAAUGUGAAAAAUGUGGCAUAUACAAUCAUUAUACUAAUUGUUGUCCAACUCAAUUUAAUGAAAAAAAAGAACAAAAAUCAAAUAUUACUGGUAAUAUGAAUUUACAAAAAGAAAAUUUACAGAUUCCUAGUGCUCCACCACUUUUGCAUAUUGAUUCCAGACAGAUUUACCCACAUUUAGAUCAUAUAAAAAUGUGUCAAGAAACAAUGAACGUAUAUAAUCAACAUACAAUUCCAUCGACACAGCCAAAUUCAUGGUCAUGGAUAGAGAAUAAACAUAAAAUUACUAACGAAAAUUUACAAAAUAAUAAUAUUUCAUCGCCUCCAAUAUCAAAUAUGAAUACUGGAUAUGAAAAUAAUAUGGAAGUUCCUGAAUUAAAACAAAAAAGCAUUAGUGGCACUAAUAAAAAUGAUACUUUUGAAAAUAAAUGUCGAAUAUCAUAGAAAAACAUGUAAGAUAUUUUAAUUAUAUUAUUGUAUAAUUUAAUAUUUUUUAUAUAAUAUGAUAUACUUUCAAUCAUUUAUUCUAAAAAUAAUUAAAAAUUUGUGAUAUUAAAUAAAAGAAUAUAUUAUUAUAUCUAAUAUUAUAUGUAAAAUGUAUUAUAUAUAAAUAAAUUUCAAUUUUGAUUUAUUA